Molecule: messenger RNA, 3215 nt
Organism: Teleopsis dalmanni
Lineage: Eukaryota; Metazoa; Arthropoda; Insecta; Diptera; Diopsidae
Gene: Cse1
Product: exportin-2
Exons: 9
Coding region: 236-3136 (966 amino acids)
Biological process (GO): protein export from nucleus; protein import into nucleus
Cellular component (GO): nuclear envelope; cytosol
Molecular function (GO): small GTPase binding; nuclear export signal receptor activity
Source: RefSeq, a predicted model, not a curated record
AUUUCAAUGUAGAGGAAUUGACAGAGAAAAAAAACGGUUUUUACUCAUCGCGCGUAAUCACGCUGUGCAGUUGGAAUUUCAUACUCGUUUUGCAUGUUGUGAUGGUGCUUUGUUGUGAACAGCAGACUUGAAUUUCACAUUUAAGAUAAAUUAAUUAAUAUAAGAGAACUAUUCGUUCAACAAGAAAGAAAUCUAACAAUUUAAUUAUCUUAUUGCAAUUACUCAAACAAGGAAUAUGGAAGUAACUGCAGAAAAUUUGCAAGUAUUAGCCGGCUACUUACAACAGACGCUGAGCUCCGACCCUAGUAUCCGGCGUCCUGCUGAAAAGUUAUUGGAAUCUAUAGAAGUGCAAAAAAAUUAUGCGGUACUUCUGCUUAAUCUGAUAGACAAAGCGGACGCGGAUAUGACAAUACGUGUUGCCGGUGCAAUUUCCUUUAAGAAUUUCAUAAAACGCAAUUGGAUAGCGGAGGAUGAAAAAAUUCAUGAAGAUGAUCGUGUAUUAGUUAAAUCUUUAAUAGUUGCCCUAAUGUUAAAGUCGCCCAUUGCAAUACAAAAUCAACUUAGCGAUGCAGUUAGUAUAAUUGGAAAAUCAGAUUUCCCAAAGAAAUGGCCAAAUCUUAUUGAUGAAAUGGUUGAAAAGUUUGCUACUGGUGACUUCAACAUGAUCAAUGGCGUCUUGCAAACAGCACAUUCCAUUUUCAAGCAUUAUCGUUACUCAUUCAAGAGUCAAGAGUUGUGGGAAGAAAUAAAAUUGGUAUUGGAUCGAAUGGCGCAGCCAUUGACAAAUCUAUUACUAGCCACAAUGGAAAUGACUAAUGUACACAAGAACAAUGUAGAAGCUUUAAAAGUCAUUUACGGUUCAUUGGUUUUGGUUUGCAAAGUAUUUUAUUCAUUAAAUUCACAAGAUUUGCCGGAAUUCUUUGAGGAUAAUAUGGAGACUUGGAUGCCAGCGUUUCAUACGUUAUUAACUGUUGAUGUACCUUGCUUGCAAACGGCAGAGGAUGAGAACGCUGGUGUACUCGAGCACUUGCGUUCACAAAUAUGCUGUAAUAUUGGCUUGUAUGUGAAAAAGUAUGACGAAGAGUUUAGGAAAUAUACUGAAAUAUUUGUUCCUGCUGUUUGGGAAUUGUUAGUUAAAACUAGUUUACACACUAAAUUUGAUGCGCUUGUAUCCAAUGCGCUGAGUUUCUUAACUGCAGUAGCAGAACGUAAGCAGUACGGAGAUUUAUUUGAACGUCCCGAAGUACUUGCCAAUAUAUGCGAAAAGGUGAUUAUACCGAAUUUAGACUUUCGUCAAUCUGAUGAGGAACUAUUUGAAGAUAGCCCCGAGGAGUAUAUAAGACGGGAUAUUGAAGGUUCUGACAUUGAUACAAGACGACGUUCCGCUUGUGAUUUGGUCAAAAUUUUAAGUCAAAACUAUGAGCAAAAAAUAUUUAGUAUAUUCGGACAAUAUAUGAACCUUUUGCUUGACAAAUAUAAAGAAAAUCCAACAACAAAUUGGCGAUCAAAGGACACAGCUAUAUAUUUAGUAAUAGCUCUAGCAUCGCGCGGCAGCACACAAAAACAUGGCAUUACUCAGGUCUCAGAACUAGUGCCCUUGCCACAAUUUUGUGGACAACACAUUGUACCAGAAUUGGAAAGCCAAAAUGUUAAUGAAUUGCCGGUUUUGAAGUCAUCUGCUAUUAAGUUCAUUAUGGCCUUCCGAAGCAUUUUGGGAGCACAAAUAUUAGUUGCAUGUAUACCACAUAUGAUACGUCAUCUGCAGGCAGAAAGCGUUGUUGUGCAUAGUUAUGCGGCGUGUGCCAUUGAGAAGAUGAUGACAUUGCGCGGCUUGAAUAAUGUGGCAACCAUUGAGAGGCAGCAUUUCUUAACUUAUUCCAAUGAAUUUUUGGUUGCUCUUUUCAACACAUUAACACUGCCAAACUCUGGCGAGAACGAGUACGUAAUGAAAGCAAUUAUGCGCACAUAUUCCUUGUUGCAAGAAGUAACAAUGUCAUAUAUGGCAAUAGCAUUGCCACGCCUUACUGAAAUAUUGGCACAGGUAUCUAAAAAUCCAUCGCGACCACAUUUUAAUCAUUACCUCUUCGAGACUCUUUCGUUAACAGUAAAAAUUGUUUGUAAAGCGGAAAAGAAUGCUGUAAGCUCUUUUGAAGAAGUUCUGUUUCCAGUAUUUCAGGGCAUAUUGCAGCAGGAUAUUUUAGAAUUCAUGCCAUACGUCUUUCAGUUGUUAUCUCUUCUAUUAGAAAUACGUGAAGAUUUAGGUGUAAUCCCCGAACCGUAUUGGCAAUUAUUCCCUUGUUUACUGAGCCCUACAUUAUGGGAUCGUCCAGGCAAUGUUAAACCACUAAUAAGACUUUUAAAUGCCUUUAUUAAACAAGGACCAAGCCAAAUUUCAACAGAUAAAUUGAAUGGACUAUUAGGAAUUUAUCAAAAAAUGAUUGUAUCAAAAUCGAACGAUCAGGAAGGUUUCUAUCUCAUGCAAACCUUAAUAAGCCAUUAUCCUUACAAGGAAUUGGAGCCAAAUAUGCAACGCGUAUUUAAUUUAAUGUUCCAUCGGUUAUCAUCAUCAAAAACAACGAAACUGGUGCGUGGUGUUAUUGUAUUUUUCUCGUUCUUCAGUGCAAAACAAGGGGCAACGACUUUAGUACAAUUGAUAGAUACAAUUCAAACUUCUAUGUUUGGUAUGGUAAUCGAACGUUUAUUUAUACCCGAAAUGGCUAAAGUUAAUACUGAUAUGGAUAGAAAAAUUGUUGCAGUUGGUGUUACGAAAAUACUCACAGAAUGUCCAGCUAUGAUGCAACCACCUUAUGUUCAAAACUGGUCACGCCUAUUACAAUCUGUAAUAGAAAUUUUUGAAUUGCCACCUGAUCAAACCACAAUAGAUGGUGAUCAUUUCAUUGAAGUUGAUGAUGAACCGGGUUAUCAGGCAGCUUUUUCACAGUUGAGCUAUGCCCAACCAAAACAGGAAGUCUUUUUAGCAGAAAUACAAGAUGCACGUUUAUAUUUAGCCCAAAGUGUGGGCAAAUUAGCACAAGCACAUCGUGGAGAAAUUGCAGCGUUAAUUGCUACUAUGGGCGAUAGGCAUCAGGAAGCCUUGAAAAAGUACUGUGAUCAAGCAGGCGUGGCCAUCGCCUAACUCCGCGUUAUUUUUAUUUAACUAUAAACACUUAAUUUCUUUAUAUUUUUUUUAUUUAUUUAAUGCAAUGUGUAUUUAA